Linum tenue is the source of this 2495-nucleotide messenger RNA. Lineage: Eukaryota; Viridiplantae; Streptophyta; Magnoliopsida; Malpighiales; Linaceae. The record is from the annotation of a GenBank genome assembly.
GUCUCGCGUUCGCCUCUUCUUUCCUUCUCGUACUGUAAUUUUCUCAUCUCGGCAGAGCAGAUCUAAAGCUUUCUUACCGGCUCAUUUCGAUCGUCAAUUUGUAUGAACCGGCAAACUUGGCUGCCUUCUUUCUCGCCGUCGGGAGAUAAAUUUCAGUCGACGAUCAAGGGAGCCGGGUCAAAUCCGAAUCCGCAGAAAUGGUGGUGGUAUCCGCUGCCCGUGAUUACAUCAACCGCAUGCUGCAGGAUAUCUCCGGCAUGAAGGUUCUAAUUCUGGAUUCCCAAACGGUCAGUAUCGUAAGUGUUGCCUAUUCACAAUCUGAACUGCUUCAGAAAGAAGUAUUCUUGGUUGAAAUGGUAGAUACGAUAUCGAAGUCUAAAGAAUCUGCGACACAUUUGAAAGCGGUUUGCUUCCUUCGUCCUACAUCGGAGAAUAUCCAGUUUUUGCGACGCCAGCUAGCUAAUCCUAGAUUUGGGGAGUAUCACCUGUUUUUCUCCAACAUGUUGAAAGAUACCCAGAUUCAUUUGUUAGCGGACUCAGAUGAUCAAGAAGUUGUGCAACAAGUACAGGAGUUUUAUGCCGACUUCGUUGCACUUGAUCCUUACCAUUUCUCCUUGAAUGUUCCUUCAAAUCAUAUGUAUAUGCUUCCAGCAGUCAUCGAUCCUUCUGGGUUGCAACACUUAUGUGACCGAGUAGUUGACGGGAUUGCAGCACUUUUCUUGGCUCUGAAACGAAGGCCUGCUAUUAGAUACCAAAGGACCUCUGAUGUUGCCAAAAGGAUAGCCCAUGAAUCAGCAAAGCUGAUGUAUCAGAAGGAAAGUGGGCUUUUUGAUUUCAGAAGGGGCGAGCUUUCUCCUUUGUUGCUAAUAAUAGAUCGAAGAGAUGAUCCUGUAACCCCUUUGUUGAAUCAAUGGACCUAUCAGGCUAUGGUUCAUGAAUUAAUUGGCAUCCAGGAUAAUAAAGUGGACCUCAGAGGCAUUGCUAAAGCAUCAAAAGACCAGCAGGAAGUGGUGCUAUCGUCAGAGCAAGAUGCAUUCUUCAAGCUCAACAUGCAUGAGAACUUUGGAGAUAUUGGGAUGAAUAUCAAGCGGAUGGUGGAUGACUUUCAGCAGGUUGCAAAGAGUAACCAAAACAUUCAGACAAUAGAGGACAUGGCCAAGUUUGUUGAGAAUUAUCCCGAAUAUCGGAAAAUGCAUGGCAAUGUCUCAAAGCAUGUGACACUGGUGACUGAAAUGAGCAAGUUAGUUGAGGAGAGAAAGCUCAUGUUAGUUUCACAAACCGAACAGGAGUUAGCUUGCAAUGGUGGGCAAGUGGCAGCUUUUGAGGCAGUAACCAAUCUUCUUUACAAUGAAAGUGUAUCAGAUAUCGACCGCCUGCGCCUAGUGAUGUUGUAUGCUUUACGCUAUGAGAAGGAGAGUCCUGUUCAAUUAAUGCAGCUAUUCAAUAAGCUUUCAUCUCGAACUGCAAAGUACAAGCCCGGGCUUGUGCAAUUCCUACUGAAACAAGCUGGUGUGGAUAAACGGACUGGUGACCUGUUUGGGAACCGGGACUUCUUGAAUAUAGCUCGUAACAUGGCUCGUGGCCUGAAGGGAGUUGAAAAUGUGUACACCCAGCAUCAGCCUCUUCUGUUCCAAACAAUGGAAAACAUAAUCAAGGGACGGCUGAGGGAUGUAGACUACCCAUUUGUUGGUAAUCAUUUCCAACAAGGGAGGCCACAGGAUGUGAUUAUUUUCAUUGUUGGUGGGACGACGUAUGAAGAGUCACGUUCUGUAGCUCUGCAAAAUGCUGUGCAUACUGGGGUUCGUUUUACACUUGGUGGUUCUGUAGUUCUCAAUUCCAAAAGGUUUAUAAGGGACCUGGAAGAAGCACAGAGAAUAGCUAAAUCGAGCACGAAUGUGGUUUGAAAAGUUCUACUCCCACCCUCAACUGUAGUUUUUUUCCCCCCGAGUCAUGUAAAUAACCGAGAAGAGGAGUCGAGGUGGGUUCUGCACAGGAGGGUGGGUUCUUGUUGUUAAGCUUGGAAGAGGGUAGUAAACAACGUUUGGCAUUAAUGUCAUGUAACCAGUUUGAUUAGAAGAAUCAAAGGACAGGAACGCAACCCCCUUUGCUCCAGUAUCCUUGGAACAGGAACUCUCCCACACGACGAGAUCCGAGUCUGCGAACUAUAUACCGAGUCUGAGAACCUAGCUGACAUAUCAUAGGAGAAAAACAAACGUUGUAGAUUUGUGAUGUGUAUUACUAUAUCGUGGUAUCAAGUACAGUUACUCCAGCUCCUUUUAUCUGGACAGUUUGAUCUGGAAAUGUAUCUCUGUAGAGGGAUUCUGAUUUCUGAUUACGUUUUACUUACAGCGUUGAAAUAUACAGCAAGGCCAACCCAACGAUUAGAGAAGACCAACUAUGUUACAUUGUUACUCAAACAGUUACUGAUACAAUCACAGUUACUGAUUUCUGAUUACGUUUUUUAUUUUGUUUCGAAACACAAUCGUUCAUUUGGC